ACAAGAAGAACCGGAAGUAAACGUUGCAUGGUCGCUACUAGCUCAUGUCGUAACACUUUAGUUGGACUUUUUAAGCAGUUAAAAAUGAACAAACCACAGGAGUUUGAUUCGUAUGAACUCGAGGAGCCCAGCGAUGAAGAGAGAGCUGAGAGCAGUUCGGAGGACGAGUUGGAGGUGCUGCUCAACGGGACGCCGGAGCAGAAGAAGAAGCUGAUCAGAGAAUAUCUGACGGGGGAGAGCGAGUCGUCGAGCGAGGAUGAGUUCGAGAAAGAGAUGGAGGCCGAGCUCAGCACCACCAUCAAGACCUUGGAGGGAACAUGGACCCCAGCAACAGCAGCUCCAGCAGCAGCAGCAGCAGCAGGAGAACCAGGAGCAGCUGUUGUUGUUGCUCCUGGACUUCCUAACCCUACGGUGUACGAUGAGGUUUACUUCGACUCAGACUCAGAGGGAGAGGAUAUGCAGAGUAGCUCCACUGGGCGGAGGAGGAAACAGCGAUCCAUCCUGACCAAUGACGAGCUGCUGUACGACCCCGAGGAGGACGACAGGGACCAGGCCUGGGUGGACGCCAGGAGGACACAGUACACCGGCAGGAAGCGAGCGUCUGCAGCCUCUCGGUCGCAGGCUCGUCGAGGUCCAGGAGCAACGAGCAGCGACGCCGUCCUCAACUGUCCCGCCUGCAUGACUACGCUCUGCCUGGACUGUCAGAGGCACGAUAAGUACCAGACGCAGUACCGCGCCAUGUUCGUAAUGAACUGCAUCGUGAAGAGAGACGAGGUGUUGCGCUACAAAAUCCAGCAGGACCUGAAGCGCAGGAAGAGGAAGAGGAGGAGGGGACAGAGAGCAGAAACAGAAAGCAUAGCUGACGAGACUCCGGAGCCUCAACCCGCGGGGAUGAACUCUGAGGAGGUCUACCACCCCGUCUGGUGCACAGAAUGCUCCACAGAAGUCGCCGUUUUCGAUAAAGACGAGGUCUACCACUUCUUCAACAUCCUGGCCAGCCACUGCUGAGACACACCGGCAGGGAGGUUUUUAUUUCAGAGGGUUUGUCCGUGACUUUUCACCUCACUGCAGCUUUUUUAGCUACAGGAUUGAAGAAGAAGGAGGAGGAGGAGGAGGAGGACUGAUGAUUUCUGGCUGAGAGGGCAGAAUCAAAUUCGAUGUAGACACUCUGAGUUGAUAUCAUCGUUGGUUUAGUGAACCUGCUUGAAGAGACGGAAACAAUCUGAAAAGCUUGGGAAUGUCAUCGAUGUGUGACCUUUUUAAAUAUCUCACAGAAACUGGAAUUUUGCAGCUCCUACGAUCAGUACUGGACCGCAUAAAUAAAACCCAUAUUUAAGGCAGAAGCGUCUAUUAUUACUUGUGAUAUAUUGAUUGAUACUCAAUUUGUUUUAACACCACACUCAACCCUUUUUGAUAUGGCUCGGUAACUUGGCUAUUUGGCAUUCAUAAUCAGUAUAUACAUAAUAAAUACAUGAGGACGGACACUCCAGUUGUAAUCAUUUAAAUAUGUCUUCAGAGGAGAAUUUAUAAUUGUUGACAAACUGUCGCUUAAUAAACACUUAAGAAUGUCCUACACACUACAUUAUGGGAUGUUAUGUACGACAGGUGUUUGUACUGCUUAUGAAUGGCAAAAAGAGGGGCUUAAAGUGCGUUGCCUAGAAACCAUAUAUUUUUUUAAAGAAUUGUGAACGUGUACUGAGAGGGAUAUUCUUUGCUUCCUAAUAAACCUGCAAGUGCAUUCUGUUUAA
Molecule: messenger RNA, 1748 nt
Organism: Gymnodraco acuticeps
Lineage: Eukaryota; Metazoa; Chordata; Actinopteri; Perciformes; Bathydraconidae
Gene: eapp
Product: e2f-associated phosphoprotein
Exons: 6
Coding region: 28-1008 (326 amino acids)
Biological process (GO): positive regulation of cell population proliferation
Cellular component (GO): nucleus
Source: RefSeq, a predicted model, not a curated record